Molecule: messenger RNA, 585 nt
Organism: Microthlaspi erraticum
Lineage: Eukaryota; Viridiplantae; Streptophyta; Magnoliopsida; Brassicales; Brassicaceae
Source: the annotation of a GenBank genome assembly
AUGAAGACGAUCUUGUCAUCUGAGACGAUGGACAUCCCCGACGGCGUCGCCAUCAAGGUUCACGCCAAGGUGAUCGAAGUCGAAGGCCCACGCGGGAAGCUCGUUCGCGACUUCAAGCAUCUCAACCUCGAUUUCCAGCUGAUCAAAGACGAGGUCACUGGAAAGAGACAGCUCAAGAUCGAUUCGUGGUUCGGCUCUCGCAAAGCCAGUGCUUCGAUCCGAACCGCUCUCAGCCACGUCGACAAUCUCAUCGCUGGUGUCACUCAAGGGUUCCUUUACAAGAUGAGGUUCGUGUAUGCCCAUUUUCCCAUCAACGCUUCGAUCUCCAGUGACAACAAGGCCAUCGAGAUCCGUAACUUCCUUGGCGAGAAAAAGGUGAGGAAGGUUGAUAUGUUGGACGGUGUUACCAUUGUUCGAUCUGAGAAGGUUAAGGAUGAGAUUACUCUUGAGGGAAAUGAUAUCGAGCUUGUCUCAAGGUCAUGCGCUUUGAUCAACCAGAAAUGCCAUGUGAAGAAGAAGGAUAUUAGGAAGUUUCUUGAUGGUAUCUAUGUGAGCGAGAAGGGCAAGAUCGCAGUUGAGGAAUGA